Molecule: messenger RNA, 551 nt
Organism: Pomacea canaliculata
Lineage: Eukaryota; Metazoa; Mollusca; Gastropoda; Architaenioglossa; Ampullariidae
Product: spore coat protein SP65-like
Exons: 3
Coding region: 160-432 (90 amino acids)
Source: RefSeq, a predicted model, not a curated record
GGGGCUUAAAAGGAUUUUCAAGACAAGCAAAUAAAAAAAAAUUUAGUCUUCAGGACAUGCUUGUGUCGUUGCUAAGGUGUGCAUUAUAUAAAGGCCGACGGACCAGAGACCGUUAUGUUCACCUGCAUUUCUCGGCUCAGUUAACAUCCAAGUGCAAAGAUGAAUCCUGUUGCCAUGCUUGGCUUUCUUGGUCUUCUGCUCAUCAUGCAAGUCACCUUAGUCCAAGCUACCUCUACAACAACCGAUACGACCACAGACGUGGCUACCACAACAACAAAUGAAUCGACCUCUACAUCAGCUGCAGCAAGUACACCAACAGCUGCAACAAGUUCAUCAGCGACAAAUACUACAGUAUCGUCUAAUAAUAACAACGCCGCACGACUGUCGACGACCUGGUUGCCAAGCAGCAUCUUAUGUUCAUUGGUCUUCUAGUGGUCACCUCACCCAAUAGAGGAUAAGUGUAAAGUAUAUAUCUAUCUGUGUUGAUAAGUAUGUAACAAUUACAAUAUGUAGCAUGUGUGUCCCUUCAGUCGACCUCAGUGGCAAUAUUU